Messenger RNA from Plasmodium knowlesi strain H, 1974 nucleotides. RefSeq names its product CTLH domain-containing protein, putative. Gene Ontology annotation, biological process: proteasome-mediated ubiquitin-dependent protein catabolic process. Bases 1 to 1974 code for a protein of 657 amino acids. Gene Ontology annotation, cellular component: nucleus; cytoplasm; GID complex. The record is from RefSeq and is a predicted model, not a curated record. NCBI's taxonomy places the organism in Eukaryota, Apicomplexa, Aconoidasida, Haemosporida, Plasmodiidae. Gene Ontology annotation, molecular function: ubiquitin protein ligase activity. The transcript has a single exon.
AUGGAAGAGAAGCCCAAUCAGGCAUUAAGUACCCCCCCUGUGGAGGGCAUGCUUGCAGAGGAGAAUGUGGAAGAAGAUGCUCCUGAAGAAGAGACGGAAGAGAGAUGUGGAGUCUCAACAGGAAGUAACCAAAGUCACUCCAUCGGUAAGAAGGAUAACAUAGACGAGGUGUUCAAAAUUGUAGAAGAGAAAAUAGAUAAAGAUGUGGCCCUCGUUGAUGAUGCAUCGAAGGCCAUUAUGAUGUUAAGUGGGGUGUGUUCCUUGGGUCAGUCAGAUCGGGGAGUUGAGGAGGGAGGAAAAAAAAACACGUUUAUGCAGAAGAACGUACACAAUGAGGGCAAUGGUAAUUGUGCCGCAGGAACCGUAGUUGCACAGGGUAGUGGCGACUGCUCCAAGGGGGCUACGCAAUAUAAAGGAGAAGUAACACAUGAAGGAGAAACAAACAACAUCGGGAAAAGUACCCUCCACAAUGAUACUAUGAUCAAUCGUGAUAAGUGCGAUGAUUCCGAUAGCAACUGCGAUGUGGAUACGUGGUCUAACGUGAGUUAUCUGUCAGUGGAUGAGGACAGCCUGUACAACGAGGUGGCCGAGGUGUACGCGCCUACGCCGAAGCGGGAGCAGGGAAAGUGCAAGAGGGAGGAAAUGAGGCGGCAGAUGUUGAAGUGCGACGAGGAGGCGGAGAGACAGGCACAACAGGCGCGCCAAAGAGGUGAACCAUCUCCAGAGCAAGAGCUACCAGGACAGCCUCCUCCGGUGAUGGAGUCUCCGCCCCUAACCCCGUUGUCUGAGGGAACCCAAGACGAUUUUUCCAAGAAGUUGUCCCUGAACGCAAUAGACAAGUCAUUCAUACAGAUCCCGUUGAAGUGUAUCCUGAACUCUUUCCGAAAUAUUCAAAGGGAGCUAGAAAAGAACUUCACCAUCAUCACGUUGUUCAUAGAGAAGAAGUUACUGAACUUAACGGACGAGGUUUAUCUGAACAAGCUAAAUACUAUUAUCGAGAAAAUGGAAUCAUUACGGAGCAAAGUGCUGGAAUCAAAGAUGCUUUUGAAUAAAUAUGUUAACCGUUUGGCUAGUCGAUUGAAAUACAUUUAUUUUGAGGGAGAUAUCCAGUUAGAAAAUUUGAAGCAUGAUUUUCGCUUCGAAAUGUAUGAGAAUAGAAUUAAUUGGCUAGUCGACGGGUACUUAUCUAGAUACGGUUUUUUUGAUACGGUCCAAAUAUUUUCAAAAAGGUACAAAUUGAAAAAUUAUUCAGAUGCAGAUGUGUACAAAGAAUAUCUAGACAUAAUAAGUGAGCUCAAAAAUUACAACAUCAAGCCGGCACUAGAGUGGUGCCAAAAAUACAAGUCUCAGUUAAAAAAAAUCGAUUCGAAUGUAGAAGCAGAGUUGCAUCUACAAUUUGUUAUUAGUGUAAUUUCUGAAAACAAAUUUCUUGAAGCCAUUGAAUAUAUAAAAAAAACAGUUUCUAAACCGGAUGAGCAGAUUUCCCCUGAUAUCAAGUUCCUCGUGACAUACAUUGGGCUCUACGGAUCCAACGAGAAGAGACACUCCACAGAUGCAUUACGCCGAUUCAAUCGGAGAAGAUGGAGUAAAGUUAUAAAAUCCUUCCAACAUGUCUAUUCAGAAAUAACGGGUGUCCUGAACAAGCCUCUGUUAGAACUGCUACUGAAAGCUGGAAUUUCGGUCGUCAAAACGGAGCAGUGUGGAAAGAACAAAUCUACUAAAUGCCCUACGUGUAUCAAUGAACUUAAGCACACUAUUAAGGAGGUUCCACAUAUACAGAAAACCAAGAGCUUCUUUGUUUGUCCCUACACCAGUGAAGUGAUGGACGAGAAGAAUCCGCCCUUCACCACCCCUGCGGGACACGUUUUUUCCGAAAAAGCCAUCUCCCUGUUCGUUAAGUCGGAAGAUAUGUUCGAGUGCCCCGUCACGGGGGAGAAGUACCGCAUGCAUGAUCUGUCUCGACUUUUCAUUUGA